AUGUCAACCCGCUCAAAAGCAACCUUCGCCGCCUCCUGCGUCUUCACCGCCUCAACAAUAGCCGCAGUCUACUACUGGCAGGACAUGAGCUUCCAGACACGACGAGUCGGCCUAGUACGAGAUGACGAACGCCGAGCGCAAUGGCGGGAGAACGUGCGUGAGUUGGAACGGCAGGAGGCGUUGAGGAAGAAAUUGGAGGUGGGGCAGAGCGUUACGCAGACUUCGUAG
Fimicolochytrium jonesii is the source of this 228-nucleotide messenger RNA. RefSeq lists its product as uncharacterized. The record is from RefSeq and is a predicted model, not a curated record. Gene Ontology annotation, cellular component: mitochondrion. The transcript has 2 exons. NCBI's taxonomy places the organism in Eukaryota, Fungi, Chytridiomycota, Chytridiomycetes, Spizellomycetales, Powellomycetaceae. Gene Ontology annotation, biological process: mitochondrial respiratory chain complex IV assembly. The coding region runs from base 1 to 228 and encodes 75 amino acids.